AGAAGAAGAAGAAGAAGAAGAAGAAGCAGCAGCUUGACGAUAAUAACGGCAUGAAAUAAGGAGGUCGUAAGGAAAAAUAGCAGGAUCUUGUGGAUUUUGCUGCGGAACCCGGAAUAUUCAGAUUGUUGAUCAUAACUGGAGCCUCAUGAUGCCCGAGGUACGGGAUUUGUCAGAUGCCCUGCCAGAAAUGCUUAUGGAUCCCAUUACUGGUGUAGGUGUUGUUGCCUCAAGAAAUCGAGCACCCACUGGCUAUGAUGUGGUUGCACAAACCACAGAUGGAAUGGAUGCUGACUUAUGGAAGGAUGGACUGUUUAAAUCAAAGGUGACGCGCUACCUUUGCUUCACUAGGGUCUUCUCCAAGGAAAAUAGUCAUUUAGGAAAUGUGCUGGUGGACAUGAAGCUAAUUGACAUUAAAGAUACACUGCCUGUUGGCUUUAUCCCGAUUCAAGAGACCGUGGACACACAGGAGCCAGCUUUCAGGAAACGAAGGCUGUGUAUUAAGUUUAUCCCCAGAGACUCCACUGAGGCUGCAAUUUGUGACAUUCGCAUCCUGGGACGCUCCAAACAGGCCCCACCACAGUAUACAUUCAUAGGAGAGCUGAACAACAUGGGGAUCUGGUACCGAAUGGGGAAGGUGCCUAGAACUCAAGACUGCUCUCCCACAGCUACCACAACGAGCAUACAAACAGUCACCAACUCUACUUCAGUUCCUGUACUGCCCAAACACAUAUCUAUGACCCUACCUGCCAGUUUUAAGAGAAAUACUACUCGACCUGACUAUGAACACCAGAGCUCCAACCUAUAUGCUAUUUCAGCUAUGGAUGGAGUGCCAUUUGUGAUCUCUGAGAAGUUUACAUGUGCUUCCAGUGAUUUACAACAGGUAGACUUGAUGGCCAUAAGGAUCAAGUCCCUUGCGGAGAUUGAAAAAGAGUAUGAGUAUAGCUUUCGUACGGAACACAGCGCAGCUGCCCGCCUGCCCCCCAGUCCUACCAGGACUUCUCUAGGUUCUGAGGCAUAAACACAUGGAAAAGGAGCAGCAAGGGAGGAAAAGAGUGCCAGGCCCAAAAACAUCCCCAGCAUUAUUUCUUUGGUAUUUAAUAUGAUUUAUUUUUUGUGGAAAUUGAGAGUAUACAUUUGCCCAGCAUUUACUGCUGACAGAAGUGGCAAAAAUUCAGGACCUAGUCAAAACCACUAUGUCAAUUUAUGACCUAAUCAGAUCUACUAUUGAAGUAAAAAGGAGGGCAAAACAGGGAGCUUGUGGGAAUUUCUCAGAACUUUUACGUAUGAACUACACAUCACUACACAAAAUGCAUCACCAUCUGAUCAGUGAAAUGUCUUAUCCCAGCUGGAGUUAACUGUAGUGUUUAAAGGCUUUAGCAUGGACUCUCAAAUCUUUUGAGUUAACAAAGUUUUAAAAAAAGGAGAAAAAAUGUAGAUUAAAUUGAACUAAAUCUGAAUAAAAUGCGAGGAGUUAUUGUAUUUUUUGUUGCCUGAUUCACUGCCUAAUGAGAAAAGUUUAACUUUUCUAAGAACAUGUAUAGAGUUCUGUGUUUUGCUGUUAAAAAUGUAGCCCAAUAUGCUGUACAAUAAAUGCACUUGUAAUUUGUGUAAUGUAA
Messenger RNA from Tachysurus vachellii, 1616 nucleotides. It is a transcript of the gene mvb12ba, whose product is annotated as multivesicular body subunit 12Ba. Gene Ontology annotation, cellular component: late endosome; ESCRT I complex. Bases 146 to 1018 code for a protein of 290 amino acids. The transcript has 10 exons. Lineage: Eukaryota; Metazoa; Chordata; Actinopteri; Siluriformes; Bagridae. Gene Ontology annotation, biological process: regulation of epidermal growth factor receptor signaling pathway; virus maturation; viral budding. The record is from RefSeq and is a predicted model, not a curated record.